AUGUCACCUUCUCGCACCACGUUGAAGCCCCUCAAGCCCUUGGUGCUCAUCUGCAGCACGCCGGUCUCGGGCCACAUCAUACCGAUGCUGACGAUAGCGGAGCAGCUCGUCUCGCGGAGCUACGACGUCUGCUUCGUGACCGGCUCGGGCUACCGUCCACGCGUAGAGGCCGCCGGCGCGUCGUUCGUCUCGGUCGAAGGAUACGGCGACUUUUAUGACCUGACUUCGUGGGAUCUGGACCCGUCCUGGCCCGAGGGCAAGAAGCACUUGGAAGGCACGGAUUGCUUCAUCCACGACCUGCACCACGCCCUCCAAACCGCCCUGGGAACGCUCGCCUCAAAGCACCCGGGACGGCCCACCAUCCUCCUCACAGAGAGCCUCAACUUCGCAGCCAUGCCCAUCCUCCACGGCGCCCCGGGCCUCCGUCCCACGGGAUACAUAGUCAUCGGCCUCAACCCCAUGAUGCUCUCCAGCAUCGACCACCCGCCCUUCGGUUCCGGCUUGCCCCCGGAUGCCUCCCCGGCCGGCCGAGCUCAGCACGCCGCCGCCAACGCAGCUCAAAGGGAAACCUUCGCCGCAGCCCAGUCCUCCUACGCGGAGGCCCUCGCGAAGCUGGGCGCGGCGCGGGAACCGGAAACCUUCCUCCUCGACGCCCUCUACCACCUCCCAGACCGCUUCGUGCAAAUGUGCGUACCCAGCGUCGAGUACCCCCGUUCCGACGCGCCCCCGGGCCUCCGCUUCUCCGGCGGCUACCCCAACGGUCCCAAGGACCCCUUCCACCCGCGCCCGGCCUGGUGGCCCGAGGUCGUCGCCGCGAAGGCUGCCGCCCGCAAGCUCGUCUUCGUCUGCCAGGGCACCGUGGCAAUGGACCUCACGCAGCUUGUCGUCCCCACGAUGGCCGCCCUCGCGGGCCGCGAGGACGUCCUCGUCGUGGUCGCCGUGGGGCGCAAGGGCGCGAGCCUGCCGCCUGGCCUGGAGGUGCCGCCCAACUGCAGGGUGACGGAUUACGUGCCGUACGACGAGGUGCUCCCCCACUGCGGCGUCUUCGUCACGACGGGCGGGUACGGGGCGUUCCAGCGGGCGGUUCGGAACGGGACGCCGCUGGUGGUGGCCGCCGCGACGGAGGAGAAGCCGGAGACGGCGGCGAGGGCGGCGUGGGCCGGGGUCGGGGUGGACCUGAGGACGGGGGAUCCGUCGGUCGAGCAGCUCCGGCGAGCCGUGGGGGAGGUGCUCGAGGAUGGGAGGUACAAGGCCAGGGCGGCGGAACUGCAGAGGGAGGGGGCCGGGUUUGACCCCAUGGACGUGGUUCCAGCAGAUAUUCAAAACAUCCCCCCGCGAUGCGUUCUCACUCGCAUCUCUCCGUCGUGGCAUCGAGUGAGAGGUGUUGUCGAGAUGAGCACAACCGGCAUGCUGGACCUCUCGCGAGGGACCGUUGGUCUCUGCGUCCUCGUCGUGCUCGCCGCCUCCAUGCUCUCGAGGUUCUUCCUCGCGAGCUGCCGGCCCAGAAACUUCCCGCCAGGCCCUCGGACAGUCCCCUUCCUGGGAAACAUCACCCAAAUACCGAAAUCAAAGGGCUUCCUAAAAUUCCACGACCUCGGGGCCACCUUCGGCUCCAUCAUCGGCCUCAAACUAGGCUCCCAAAACUUCGUAAUCCUAAACAACUACAAACACGUACGAGAACUCUUUGACAAGCGCGGCUCAAUCUACUCCUCCCGCCCCCGCACCUACGUCGCAAACACCCUCGUCUGCCCGGGCGACAUCCACCUCCUCCUCCUCCCCUACGGCCCCGCCUGGCGCGUCCAGCGCCGCGUAGUUCAGUCCCUCCUCGCCGUCAACCGCGUCGACGCCGUCCUCCCCGUCCAGGACGCCGAGGCCACGCAGACCCUCUCCGACCUCCUCCGCGACCCGGCGGGCUACUACGACCACGUGCGGCGAUACACCACCGCCGUCGUCCUCGCCGCCGUGUACGGCGUGCGCGGCGCCCGCUUCGACUCGCCCAACGUGCGCGCGCUGUACGCCGCGCAGGACGAGUUCACCGCCGUGCUGGAGCAGGGGGCCACGCCGCCGGUGGACGCGUUCCCCUUCUUGAAGAUGGUGCCCGCGGCGCUGGCGGGGUGGAAGAGACGGGCCGCGAGGGUGAGGAGGGAGCAGAUGGGGUUGUAUCUCUCGCUGGUGGCGGGGACGAGGGAGAGGAUCCGGGAGGGGAGGAGCCCGGAUUGCUUUUUGGGGGAGAUGCUGAGGGAUCAGGAGAAGAAUGGGUUGGAUGACGAGCAUUUGGCGUACCUGGCCGGGAACCUGAUGGAAGCCGGCUCGGAUACCACGGCUUCGACGUUACUAUCCUUCCUCCUCGCGAUGAUCAAGUACCCGAAGGAGUUCCGUAAAGCACAGGAAGAAGUCGAUCGGGUCUGCGGCCCCCUGCGGUCCCCGACGUCAGAAGACAUCGGCCGUUUACCCUUCAUCGAGGCGUGUAUGAACGAGAACCUCCAGACCCUCCGCUGGCGCCCCGUAGCAGCCGGCGGCGUCCCGCACAUGCUCACGCAGGACGACACGUACCAGGGCUACCACCUGCCCAAGGGCACCGUCCUGGUCGCCAACACGUGGGCGAUCCACUACGACGAGGACGAGUACGAGAACCCGGCCGAGUUCGCGCCGGACCGCUUCGUGAGGGAGAAGUACGGGACGCGCGACCCCGUCGACGAGAGCGCCGACGACCACCGGCGCGUGCUGUAUGGGUUCGGCGCGGGCAGGCGGGUGUGUCCGGGGCAGCGGCUGGCGAGGAACUCGCUGAUAUUGAACAUGGCCAAGAUCGCGUGGGGGUUCGAUCUCUCGCCCGGGGAGGGGGAGGUGGACGUCGACGUCGGCACGGCGUACACGGACGGGUUCCUGAUCGCGCCCAAGAAGUUUCCGAUCACGAUCCGGCCGAGGUCCGAGAGGCAUGCUGCGGUGAUUGAGGAGGAGCAGAGGAGGGCUGAGCCUUUCUUCGCAAAGUACGCGGCAUGA
Messenger RNA from Colletotrichum gloeosporioides, 3000 nucleotides. RefSeq names its product Cytochrome P450 monooxygenase patH. Bases 1 to 3000 code for a protein of 999 amino acids. Lineage: Eukaryota; Fungi; Ascomycota; Sordariomycetes; Glomerellales; Glomerellaceae. The record is from RefSeq and is a predicted model, not a curated record. The transcript has 9 exons. Gene Ontology annotation, molecular function: monooxygenase activity; oxidoreductase activity, acting on paired donors, with incorporation or reduction of molecular oxygen; iron ion binding.